Papaver somniferum (opium poppy) is the source of this 753-nucleotide messenger RNA. RefSeq lists its product as uncharacterized. The record is from RefSeq and is a predicted model, not a curated record. NCBI's taxonomy places the organism in Eukaryota, Viridiplantae, Streptophyta, Magnoliopsida, Ranunculales, Papaveraceae. Bases 1 to 753 code for a protein of 250 amino acids. The transcript has a single exon.
AUGUAUUGCAUGUCUUUAUUACAAUGGAAGAACUAUGACGUGGUUAUGUGCAAGUUUUUUCCGGCAAGUCUAGAAGGCGAGGCAAAGAACUGGUUCUAUACUUUGCCCGAUGAGUCCAUUGGCAACUAUGGCUUCCUAGUGGAAACAUUUCUUGAAACCUAUAUGCAUAACAAUAUUGCUCUCACAAGGGUAAAUAAGCUAUUCACACUGGCACGAAGGUUCGGGGAACCCUUAAGAUCUCUAACGGAUAGGUGGAAGAAGAUGUGUAUCGAUAUCAGAAAGGUCCCUGUCGAUCAACAGAUCUUCGGGUUUGAAAAUUCAUUAGGAAAAUCCGACCCUAUUUGGAUAGCAAUGUACACUGAAAACCCACAAACGUUAAGGGAGAUGAGGAAGAUGCAAGAGCACUACAUCGCAUUGGAGGAGAUACAAGAGGGGGCGCAGGAUAGAGGAGUACAAGAAGUCAGUGCGCCUGUCCCUCAGGGAGAUCCCAAACGAUCAAAGAAAAGGCCGAUUGCACUACAACAAGUCUCGGACAAGAAGGAAUGGGUCGAGAAGGGAAAUAAGCCCCGUCACGAACCAAGAACUUACAUGCCUCUAAACGCACCAUUAAAAGAAAUAUUCAAGGAAGUAGAAAAGAGAAGCGACAUUAGAUACCCCAAGACUAGGGGCAUCCAAUUUGACGAGACAAUAAAUCAUCCCGAGUUCUGCCAUUACCAUCAGUACCGAGGCCACUCGACUAAAAAUUGUCUAUAG